Molecule: messenger RNA, 9581 nt
Organism: Hemibagrus wyckioides
Lineage: Eukaryota; Metazoa; Chordata; Actinopteri; Siluriformes; Bagridae
Gene: tasor2
Product: transcription activation suppressor family member 2
Exons: 22
Coding region: 501-9260 (2919 amino acids)
Biological process (GO): negative regulation of gene expression, epigenetic
Cellular component (GO): nucleoplasm
Source: RefSeq, a predicted model, not a curated record
AUGUUUAACUUUCUCUUUCUUUUUCGAUUCUAGACGCUUCGACAAGGCUGAGACGAGAGCCUAAAACGAGAGGCGCUUAGCAUUGCACCAAUCUUCCCAGUUUCGCACACAUUAAGCGAGUAUACGACUCUGAAUGGGGAAUAUGAAGUAAAGCGCAGUUUAACCUACUGUGAAAGUUUGGUUGUAAGCCGCUAAUUUUCUAGUUACGCCCAACCUUUGACGGUUUAGCAGUAAGCUAGCUGUGCUAGCUUCACUUCCUGGUUGCACAACAGUACCCUUGAAAGCUGAGACCAGGUUUCAGUCGAGCUGGAGAAAAAAAAAAUAGAUAGCUACAGAAAGUAUGUUUCCUUGAGCGAAGUGGUAUGGUGUAAAGCUUUGCUUUCUCACCGUGGAACCAAAAUAACUGUAUGUUUCGGUGAAGAUCAAUGAAGCAAUGAAACGAAUAUUUAAGUGAUCUUAUACCAAGAGAACGCAGAAACGCCAGCCAAUGCCUCGCCUUCAUGGAGAAUGACACUACUAUAUCGAAAGAAGGUCUUCUUGAGCCGGUGCUUCCAGGCUCAGUAACCUUUGAAAGCAGUAUUCUAGCACCUCUUCGUAACAGUUAUUUGUACGAGGAGUCCAAAGAGUCUUUUACCUACAAUUCAGCACAGUUGAUCAAUAAUGCAGCUCUGCAAAAAAGAUAUUCUGCCUUUCGGGCUGAAAAACGUGAACUUGGGUACCCUGAAGAGGAACUUGAGGAAUCGUUUGGCUUCUUGUUGCUUGAUGACAAAUCCAGGGCAAAUAGACUUGCGGAAACAGGCCUAAUUGUUGGGAAAAGGACGUGCACCACUCUGGGAGAUUGUUCAAAGGGGGUAUAUAUUUCAAAGUACUCUGACUGCCUUGACCUAAAGCGCUGGUAUGAUGGCAAGACUGGCUACAUAGUUCUGUUAAAGCUGACAAAGGGUCGAGUGAAGGAAGUGACAGAAAAUUACACACAGAACUUCACACCUCCAACUGCCGGGUUUGACUGCCAUGUGUCAGAGCAGCUUCAAGCAGUGUGUGCAACUACCAGCUCUUUUCUUGCUUUUGAAAGGACUCAGUAUUAUUUGUAUGAGCUGGUGGAUGGAGUGGAAAAGGUUGAGCCAUGCCCAAGGCAUGUGUGCCCAUUCGCCAUUGUGGCUUUCUCCUAUGGAAAAACUAGCAUUGCUGUAGAAUUGAAAGAGAAAAGCCCAGAAAAAUCAUCAUUUCAUUACCAACCUUGGAGUGGCCAGCUACAGAUCAAGUCUUCUGUCUUCAACAUUGGGUUGAAGUCCAGCCAUGGAGCCAUGUUCCCAGCAAAUCUUCCAAAAACAGUUAAAGCUGACCAUGCCAUUGAAGUCUCAAAACUGAGGAAGACAUUACCCCAAGUGGUUUUUGAAACUUCUCCCUUUAGUGAAGUUUCAUUAGAUGGCAAAUGGUUUAGUAUGUAUGAUGUCAUCUCCUUUGAAGCAAGAAAUGACCUAGCUUCCUUAACUCAAGAGUUGAAGGAGAAGGACCUGGCCCUUGUUAUAUGUUUGGAAGAUGGUGGUUUUCUUGUACUUUUACAUUCAUCCAACUUCCUCUCAUAUGAAGGUGCAGGCACAGAUAAAGCGUUUGCUCUUCAAGGAAUGUUUAUUUAUCCUGACUCCAGAACUGUGCCAAGAGAGACCAAAACUGGAUGCAACAAGACAAAAAUUUCAUCGGAGGUUCUUCAAGUUCUGCCUGCCCUGAAUUAUGCUGAAUUAGAAAUGGAGAAGUGUCCUCCAAAGCAGGAUGAGGAGCCCCUUGGCAUAAUGGAGAAACAUUUGCAAAACUUUGCUGCUCUUAUCUUUCCAGGGUUAACUAGCAGCCCUAGUAGGGAAGCUAGUAUGUUUCCUGAUCAGUAUGAUGUACCUGAUGGUUUUCCUCUGAUUUCCCCAAAGUGGACAGAACAGACUGGGAAUCGCCUCAGGACAUAUUUAAAAAGUCCAUCCAGUUUUCAUAUUCCAUUGGCGAGGGCAAUGGAACUCCUUGCUCCUGGAAAACAGCAGCGCAGUGAUGAUCAUGACGAUGAUGUCUAUUACUAUAUCUCAUCACCUGAGGCCCCUCAGACUCCUGCUGACAUGGUUAUGGAAAGAGAUUUGCCUAAUGAAACUGAUCCUUUAACUUGUAGGAAUGUUUCUGAGGACGAAAAAAAGACAGCGGAGCAACAAGCUAAAACAGAACAGACUGUAGCUGCUGAACAAAGUGUUUUGAAAGAGGAAGUCAACACACCUGGUGCUGUAGUGGUUUCAGCGCCUGAUAAUUCAGCGGAAAGGACAGAUCCUUCACCCACAUCAGGUGACCUCUCCAAAGAACACUAUACUCAGAACAUUCAAGCAGUUGACACUGCUCAGGACAGUGAGAAAACAUCUGAGUGUGCCUCAGCCAAUGACAAAUGCAGUGGAGAGGAGGUUUCCGGGGCACCUUCGAAAGAAACCGUUCAGACCAACAGCGUGGCUUUAUCUUCCACUGAAAUUGCUGAUGAUGCCUCAACUCUGGCAUCUAAUGCUGAGAUAGAGGUUGAUCAUUCAGACAAAGUAAACUGUGUAUCAGAUAUGCUCCCUAAAGUUGGAGGUCAGAUACCUGUUGCAGAAAAACUACAGGAAGCUGACCUUCCAAAAUCCAUUUCACCUCCUACUACAUCAGUAAACCGGACUGAAGCAUUAAUUAAAGGCUGUGAAGAUAUACAGCCAGAGACAAGUAGUAAUGUUCCUGCCAAAUCCAAACCAGGCCGGCGUGGAAAAAGGAGAAGAAGGAAAGCUUUAAAAUGGAAUACUAAUACAGUCAGUCAAAUUACAUCCCCACUUCAGAACACUACUUUAUCUUCAUGCCCUUCAACAGAAGCUACUCCUGACCAGAGUAGUAGCAGUGAUGCAAUACAUUCCUCACCUAGCACACUGAAAAAAGAUUGGCGUUCUCUCCCAAGGCGCAAAAGGCACUGGAAUACUGAUACUAGUACGAAGCGGACGUUGAGGUCAGAUUUUAAAAACACUGAAACGCCAUGUAGUAAAAAUGAUGAGACUGAGAAAAAUACCCCCGUUACAGAACUUACUGUUACGAGAAGCAUGCCCGGUACACCAAAACGAAAAAUGGAAGGUAUUACAAUGAGGGAACGAUAUGGCCUUAAGACAAUAAUCACAGAUUGUGGCUUUGUCUUUGUCCCCCAUGGGUCAGAAGUUGCUCCUGGAGACAUAAAGUCAAACGAAAAUCAGCAAGCCCCAGAAACCUCCUCCAUUACAGCAAACAGUCCUAUAGGGGAGAAGCCAACACAUGAUAAACCUCAGCCAUCAGAAAUAGAAAAUUCAGCUCAGCAUAUGCCCCAAAAACACAUACCAAACCUUUCUGCGAAUCCAGCUAAAGCACUAUCCUCGGGUGAGAUUACUGAGAAAGAUUCUGUAUCUCCUAAAAACUCUGAGCAAUCAUCUGUCCUCGACUCUACUGAAAAAAAUAAAAGCACAAACAAAGCUCAUGUGUACAGGGCAAUAUCCAUAAGUAAACUAAAGACAGUGCUCAAAAGAGCAAGAAGGACUAAAUCUCCUAGUGUACAGGAUCAUGGGAAAUCAGUAUCAGAUAAUACAGAGCCUAAACUGAAACGAGGCAAACCAAACAAUGUGGAGUUGUCAGACAAUGGCAAACAAGGAAACACAUUACAGAGUAAUCCUGAUUCCCCUGGCAGCCAAGUGCCAGUGGAAAAUGCACCGUCUAAACCACCCCUCAGGACCACGUCGUCUCGGGAAAAGCGUAGCACAAAGAUCCCAACAGAAAACGGUUGCAACAAUUUUGACAUUAUUUCCACUAAGGAAAUAGUUAAACAAGUCGACCGACAGCUCACGUCUGAGCAAGUAGAGAAUAGGGUAGGAGGAAAGCGCAUUAGUUCUGAUGGCCAUGGCAAUAAAGAGGAUGUUGCUGUUGGUGUCCCUGCACCUUCAGAUGCUCUUAAUCUUCUGGCUGAUUUGGCACUCAGUGUAAAUAGCGAGAAAAUGCUGAGUAAACUGGAAGGAAAACAACUUGGAGCCAAGACCAGUAGCUCGCCACAAACAGUCAUUCAUCUGUUGCGAUCCCCCAGAUUAAAAGUACCUGCUAAAUCUCCUUUUCCAGAGGGUCUUGUUGUGACUGGAGAUUUGAUAUUAGAGAUAUCAAAAGAGCAUUCUUACUCACAGCCCACCUCUCUGCUGUCAGAUUUGGCAGGCAUAUGCCCCCAGGUCCAACCUAAAGUUGGAUGCGUUGAGUCUCGUUUGUCCUUCAGAUCUGACCUUCUGCUCAAGCUACCUGAUCUCACUAAUUAUCCAGGCUUCCAUAAUAAAGAAGGUAAAAAUGGAUGGAAAUUCCUGCCACCUUUGAAUGAAUCAGCCCCAGCUGCUGAUAAGGCCAAAGUAUGGAGUUCCCUGUUUCUUCGCUGUAGGACCAUCGUUGAAAAGGAGGGCUCUAUUAAAGUGACCAGGCAUUGGAAGGAAAAUUAUGAUUUCAAAUUUGACAGCAAGUUCACAAACGACAAGCUAGACAAGUGUGUGACAAGAGCCCUGCAUGGCAAAUGGGAUUUUAGCACUGAGGACAGUUAUGAGCAGGUGCAUCUCAUCUUCCAUAUGUGGAUAGGCCUCUUUUACAGUAAACCCACUUCCAGAUUCUUUCACUUUGACCAAAUUUGCCCAUCAGUGGAAAAGAAAAAUCCUGAAAAGGCAUCACAGUGUGCUGUCCAGACCCCCACAACACUGCCUGAUGUUGAUUCGACCUCAAAGGAGGACAAUUCUACUUCUUUAGAUCCUGUAGCAGAUGCUCUUGACCUUUCAGUGAAAGUACCUGGGACUGAGGAUCACCUUACCACUGGAGAGAAUCCAGCACCUACAUCUGGUAUACAAUCAAGACUGGAAGACAUGAAAGAGAAUAAAAUGCCAGCUAUUAGACACAGUUUAGACCAUUUACUCAGCAUUCCAAUGAAUUACAGAUCCACUGUGGAGGCCUCGGACGAAAAUCCCACACCUGAUCAUAAAGAAGGCAGCGACCUAGAGGACGAUACGACCGAUGUCCUUGAAAGCACUUGCACAAAACUCUUGGAGAGCAAUAGUGCAUACAGUCAGUUGUGUGGCCUUGCAUCAAGCAUGAGAAUCGAUGAACAGAAAUUGUUGAAUGUGCAAAAGAAUGAACCUGUUGGCAAGGACCUGUCCACAUCAAAGACCAUGAAUCAGGGCACUGAGACAAAAACCGUGUCGGUAUUCCACCAGGUUGUUGGGCCUGCCAGGCCUUUGAUGCUUUCUAAAAUGCCUGACGCCUUACUUGGAAGAAAAAUCAUACUAAAGUCAUUGAGCUUUAAGGACAAGUACAGAGAUGAAGCACCUAUAUCAGUGCACACUGAGAGUGUAUCCAAAGAUGAGCAGCAUGAAGCACAAGUUAAUGAGGAAAAACAUGAAAGUACGUCGGUGCGUGUGCAUCCUAAAGAAGCACCUGUGUCUGUAAGCGAUGACGCAUCUACUAAUGAACCUGAUGUGACUAAGUCACAGGAGGUGGGUAAACAUGAGAGAGUUGAGACAAGUUCACAUGAUGCCAGAAAUGACACACAUGACGAGGUACAUGUUAAUGAUGAGACAGACAAGGUUCCAACAGUGCCUGAUAUUGGCAAUAUCACGUCAGUGUCUGAUGAAGAAAAUGCUCCUCAUGGUGAAUGUAAUGAGGAUGAUAAAGCCUCAGAUGAAGUUAAUUCUUUGGUUAACAUCAGAGAUACAGCUGUUGAUGUACUGGCUGAAGCCAAAGAUAAGUUUGGUGUCAUAGAUGACAUACCUGUAGUUGUACAGGAUGUGAAUAACGCAAACAAGGAAGCCAGUCUUGAGCUUGAUGUCAGAGCCGAUACACUGGCAGAUGUACAGGAUGCAAAUAACUUGAACAAGGAAGCCAAAUCUGGGCUUGAUGUCAGAGACGACAAACCUGCAAACAUACAGGAUGUAAAUGAAAGAACAAAGGAUGAGGAUGAAACCAAAUGCCAGCCUGAUGUCAAAGACUACAGCUCUAUGGAUAGACAGCAUGAUCUUGAUUUGACAGAAGGCAUGGCAGGCCAUAAAGAGAUCUGUGCCAUAGAGGAACAUUUGUCUGGGAAAGAUGAGAGUAAUAUAGAUGAAGUAACUAAUGAAAGUGAAAGAAAAGUAGAAGCAGAGCCCAUUAUUGAAUCCAGCUCAGUGGAGAAAAGCACUUUUGAUGACUCUCAAGAUUGUACAGGUUGUGUAGAUAUGGAUAUCAGUGAUGUGGAUUCAGAGGAUGAAAAUCAAGAAAAGGUGCAUGAAGCAAAUGUCUCUGGUGGUGAAAUUCUUCCUAAUGCAUUUGAGGAAGACAGUGUGAAGCUGCAAGAGGGUAAAAUAAAAAUUGAAGCAGAUGUGGCAAGCAAUUGUAAAGAGCACACUAGAGAGGGUGCUGAGCCAGAAAUAUCUGAGUAUUCAACUGCAGGUCAUGCGAGCUCAACAUCCCAUCAGUUAAUUACUUUAAUGGAAGGCCAUAGUUCAUCUGCUGUUGAUGGCUCUUGCAUCCCAAUACAAAAUGAUGGCGAAAGUGAAACGCUUCAUGAUGCCUGUGUGGUUCAACAUGAGAUCCCUGAGGUCAGUCAGGACAAACCCACAAACAUCUAUGAUGGGUUCUCCUAUGAAUUAAAAGACUCUAGUACAAGCAAAGAAGCUACUGAUUUAGCAAUUUCCAAUGCCAGUGAUGGGUCCGGUAAAGACCCUAGAAUGCUAGAAAUGGGCACUGACCAGAAAUCUCUUGUCCCCACAAUUUAUAUGGGGUCUACUGCUAAAAGCUUUAAGACACACAAGAAUUUUGACAGCUCGGAUGUAUCUCCACCAACUCUGCAAAUAGAUACUGAGGCUGAGAUGAACAGCAGAUGCUGUACCCCUACUCUGGAUGAACCAGCAUACAACCAAUGGUCUGAUGAGGUUUCAAAUAUUCAGGAAGGAAAUUUACAGGACAUUUCUGAAACUGAGCACUACUGUGUAAAGAAGUCUACCAAUGCAUGGCUGGCACUUGAAAGUUCUGAGGAUUCACAUUCUGAAUUAGAGAAGUCUCCAGUUCACAAAGAACAAGCGAUUAUUCUGGAUUCUUGUUGGUUCUAUACUAAGCACAAUGCCACAGUCAACAAGAGUGAUGAGGGUAGAACAUUUUUAACUGAUGACUAUGUGCCAGAGGAUAAUGUGGUUUAUUUUGACUAUGAAGAGAUUCCCACAGCUAGAAAAACUAAAGACACUGAGCCUCAACAAGACCAGUUUGGUAGUUUUUCUGAGCAAUAUGAAGAUGGUUCCUAUGAAGAGCUUCCUUCAUCAUGGACACACAGUGCAAGCUUCAAAACCGAAAAACAAAAUGAAUGGUAUGCACCUGAAGAGGAUACACAUUACACAAACAGCAUUUCCAUCCACAGAGAAGUUGCAUAUAGGCGAAGAGAGAGUACAGAGAGUAACACAGACACUCCUGGUUGGGUACAAAGAACUCAUUAUUCAGAAUCCGUUCUCAAUGUGGAGCAGUCAAAUGAAAGAGUUCUUUCUUUCAGACAUCGAGCAGGUUUAUCUGAAUCAAAUGAGGAGUCAGAGAGUCAGGGAUCAGAGCCUUUGCAUUACAGUAAAAAGAAACAUAAGAGAAAGUUAAGUCAAAAAGACUGGGGUGAAGAAGACUUUAAUGCAACUGUAGACUUCAGCAUACAAAAGACCUUUUCAUGUACUUCAGAUCAAUCAAGCAUUUCAAGGACACGAACAUCAAGCCCAUAUCAGCGGAAAGGAGAAGGCAAGCAGUCCUUUGACUGGCGCAGGUAUUUCAGGAGAGAUGGAAUAUUUGAGUCAGAUGAAGACAGUAGUGGCCCAUUUCAUGAUCCGCCUUCUUCUAUCAUCACUAUGUUUGACAAGAAAGGGAACAGAGUAAUAUUUGAAAGUCCUUCCACUGAAAAGCGAUUAUCAGGCAUCCAUGAUGAGAGUCAGAGUGUGGAAGAGCAGCAAUCAAAAUCUGUCACCCAGUCUUUAAUGGAACUUGAGUAUCUUAUCUUUUCAGAGAAGAUGACUCAUUUGCUUAAAAACUUAAAGACUACCUCCAGAGUGAAACCACAACACAGGCUAAAUAUCGCCCCCGUUGAAAACCCUAUGACCAUUCAAUUUUCAAGACUUGAUGAGCAGAACAGUUUUUCUGCACUUGAUCAGACCUGGCCAACCUUUUCUAAGUUUAAGAUAAACGUGGACAUGUCUGAAAGGAAAGCCUUGAAAAAAAACCCAAAUUACAGUAAGCCCUUGCAUCUCCAAAGCCUUUUCUGUGAAAGAGGCACUGAAGCAACUUGCUCCAAGUUAUCAGACAUAACAAAAGAGUGUUCAAAGUCAUACCACACCAUGAUGAAUGACAUUUGCAUUGGCAAGAUUGUCCCUCAUCAGAGUGAAGAAUUGAAAAUGAAAUUAGAUUCUGAGCGUGUUACAGCGAGCAAGCAGCCUGGAUUCUGUGGUCGCAUCAAAAAAGACAUGUUUGAUCAUCUGCAUGAUAAUUUGAACUCUAUUGUGAGGCAAGCAUGCAAGACCAAGUACAAGUUCUACAUCUUGGUUACAUCAGCGGACCCCUUUUUUGAGGAAACCAAGGAUCUGUUAGAAGCUGAGGGCCACACCACUGUUGAGCCCUAUGAGUUUGAAUUUGAUGCUAAUGGGCAAACCCCUCUACUUAUUAUACUGAGAAAUGAGGAUAUUGCAGAACACAUAUUUGAGGUUCCUCAUUUGCUUGAGUUAAAGAAGUCAUCCAGAGUUCUGUUUGUGGGCAUCGAUCGGCCUGACGAUGUUGUAAACCUCACACACCAAGAGCUUUUUGCAAAGGGAGGAUUUGUGGUUUUUGAUGAAACUGCACUGGACACGCUGGGAUUAGAAAACAUGAAAAAGUUUGUGGGCAUUAUGGAAGAACUAGACAAAAAAGGGAAGUGGAAAUGGUUUCUGCACUACAGAGACAGCCGCAAGCUUCGGGAAAAUGCAAGGUGCAGUCUUGAAGCCCAAAGGAGGAAGCAGUUCAUUGACUGCUGCCAGGAAGCGGGAAUAGUGGAGGUCUUACCUUAUCAUGAAUGUGACGUCAUUUCACGGGACAAGCCAGACUUCCUUCGCUGUCUAGUUCGUCUCCAGAUCCAAAACAUCUCUGCCCGGUUCCCUGUUUUCAUUACAGACACACCGGAUGAGACUUUUGAGAAGAAUGGGAUUUUAACCAUGAAUAUUUACACCUUCUCACGAAUUCUUUCAAAUGACACAUGCUCAGUUUCAUAAACUGGUCGCUAAAAUGGUGUCUUAUCACACCGAAAACCCCCCCUACACAUUUCCUUUUGUACAAAUUGAAUUCUUAAUAAUCUGUUAUUUAGUGCUCGUUUACUUCCUAUGUGUAAAUUGUACAUGUUCUUGCUCAGCCUGUUACUAUUUAUAUUGUAACCCCAAUUCAAGCUUUCAGUUGAAGGCUUUAUGUAUAAAGUUUGAUAUGUAUUAAUUUUAAAUACUGUAUAAAAAAAAAAUAUCAGUGAUAUUUUAGUGGAUACCAGUUUUGAUAUGGUUUUUUUUUUUUAAAUCAUAUUGACCAGUUUUAAUAAAAUAGUU